This is a messenger RNA of Phascolarctos cinereus (koala), 1280 nucleotides long. RefSeq names its product tryptase-2-like. Gene Ontology annotation, biological process: proteolysis. Gene Ontology annotation, molecular function: serine-type endopeptidase activity. Lineage: Eukaryota; Metazoa; Chordata; Mammalia; Diprotodontia; Phascolarctidae. The record is from RefSeq and is a predicted model, not a curated record.
GCAGAAGAAACUGGCUAUGGAGCUGUUUCUGUUGUUCAUGACUCUUCCCCUUCUGGGGACUUCAUUCCCUAUGCCCCAAGGAGUGCAGUAUCUUUUUCCACCACCGUAUGUCCCUUGGAGAGCAAGGGCUGGCAUUGUUGGGGGUGAGGAAGCCCCCAAAAAGGAGUGGCCAUGGCAGGUCAGCCUGAGGAAGCAGGAGGAUGAGAGAGAAGAUGCAUUAUGGAUGCAUAUCUGUGGCGGCUCGCUCAUCCAUCCCGAGUGGAUAUUGACUGCAGCAUCCUGCUUUCUUGAUAUGCGUGAGGAGCCUUCAAACUACAGGGUCCAGCUAAGGCAGCAACAUCUGUACUAUGAAGAUGCCUUGCGUCCCCUCUCCAAGAUUGUAGUCCACUCCAGCUUCACCUCUGAGACUAGAGGUGCUGAUAUCGCCCUCCUAAAGUUGAAGGAACCUGUCCAGAUUUCCAGCCAAGUCCAGCCCAUCCAGCUUCCUGCCACCUCACAGAACUUCUCCAACACCGAGUGCUGGGUGACUGGCUGGGGGGACAUCUAUUAUCAAGAGAGUCUGCUCCCUCCAUUCGCCUUGAGGCAAGUGCAGGUACCCGUUUGGGACAAUCGUCACUGUGACCAGCUUUACCAUGAGGUUUCUACAGUUGCUAAGUCUGUAAGAAUAAUUCCUGAGGACAUGAUAUGUGCUGGCGAUGGCGACAAUGGUAUCUGUGAGGGGGACUCCGGAGGACCUCUUGUGUGUAAGGUUGAAAACUCUUGGCUUCAGGCUGGGGUGGCAAGCUGGGUAGAGGAGUGUGGCAAAAUUUCUACACACCCUGGAGUCUACACAAGUGUCUCAAAAUAUUUGGAUUGGAUCCAGAAGAACAUUCAGUGAUCUUUUGGCUCAAUUUCUCUUCACUCCCUUCCUAGCCCCAGGCUCUGUAUUUACUGUAAAGCCAAUCAAAACCUCCUCUAUCUUUUCCUAUUCCUCCUGAUCCAUCCCAAACUCUUGGCUGGGAGUUAGGACACCUAGGUUCUAGUUCUCUGCCUUGCCACUGGUUCCAUGUAUGACCUCAUGCAAAUCCCUUCCUUGGUGUGGCCCCCAGCUUCCUCCUCUAUAAACUAGGUUGUGGGGGUUUGGGCUCUGACAUUAUGUGGUUUGGUGGGCUCAUUCAACUUGAACAUAGGGGAAAUUUUUUUUUUUUGCAGGGGAGUAAUUUUUUGGGCAAGGAAGGAGAGGGGGAAUUUGGUUGGUCUACAUGAUGUUAUGCAUAUCUCAUUAAACUAUCUGCAAAAUC